Molecule: messenger RNA, 489 nt
Organism: Fusarium pseudograminearum CS3096
Lineage: Eukaryota; Fungi; Ascomycota; Sordariomycetes; Hypocreales; Nectriaceae
Exons: 1
Coding region: 1-489 (162 amino acids)
Source: RefSeq, a predicted model, not a curated record
AUGGGAUCCUAUUAUUCCAAAACCCAGAACCUUGACCACGUCGGUGGUAAACGAAGACGUUCAAUUGAAGAUGAUACUGAACCUCCUCAAGCCAAGAGAGCUUGUACCGCCCAGACUCGAGACGAGCCGCGGAUUAUCUCCCUCUCGGAAGCCGCUGCUAUUCAAGAUGAAUUGAUCAGAAGGUAUCCCCCCCCAGCCAGUGAAGCCGAGUCCGAAGAGCAGGAAGACGAGCAGGAAGACUUGCACGGCGCCAGCAUCGGCGAGCAGCUCCAGAAGCUCACAGAUGAUGCAAUGCGUGCACAAGGAAACAUGAAUGACAUCAACGACUGGUUUAACAAGCGGGUGGAUGUCCACAACCAUGGGCAGAUUUUUAAUGUCGAGCACGAAGGGAAUCUUGAAUUGUUGCUCAAUCUCAUGAAGGUCGAUCUUUCCGUCAUGACUGCACGAAUUGACGAUAUGAUCGAUGAUAUCCAAAGUACCAGUCAUUGA